AUGGUGAAACAGGAAGAUGACCCUUUGCCUGCGGUAAAUCAUGAGAGCCUAAAAUUCGAUGAUGACGCCAUUGGAACAGGUCCUCAUCAUGAUCACACAUAUGCCUUCAAGACCCUUGAGAAAGGCAUCAUUUACUUUUUCUAUCGAUCUCGAGUUGAUGUCGGUAGUACUGGCACAUGUGGAGUUAAUGAUGUUGCAAGGACCUUUAUUGUUCUGCGCCCUAGCCCGUGCAAGGAAAUAUUAGAUCAAAAAGAUGCCCUGUACAGAUUUGGCGACAGGUUUCGACUAAUAGUUGUCCCAAAAAAGGUCCUUCCACAAACUCCUUACAUGAGAGAGAUGGGCUUUGUGGAAAAGGCUGGGAUAACCCUGGAAGAACUUCGCGGUUCAUUCAUCGCUGGACUGAAUUAUGAGACCCAGACUCGCGGCACGAGGACUAUACCUGACGCAAGACUGUACGCGAGAGGCGUCUAUUCCAUAACUUCAGCACAACAUGGCUCCUAUCUGAACUAUUUGCUCACGGACCCUGAGCAUAUCGGUCCUGUCCAGACGGACUUUGGCCUUCAAAAGCGAGGAAGGUGGCUUGUGCAAUCAAAGAAUCCAAAUGCUAGCAGUCCCCUAUCCGUCAAUCUUCCUCACAAGCCAAAAUAUCCUAAAAGGUACGUUAUCGAUCUUCACGACGGCAUCACCACUCUCCAUCCCUCCGUACUCAUCAUCCACUGA
Penicillium cataractarum is the source of this 720-nucleotide messenger RNA. RefSeq lists its product as uncharacterized. Lineage: Eukaryota; Fungi; Ascomycota; Eurotiomycetes; Eurotiales; Aspergillaceae. The transcript has a single exon. The coding region runs from base 1 to 720 and encodes 239 amino acids. The record is from RefSeq and is a predicted model, not a curated record.